Molecule: messenger RNA, 1303 nt
Organism: Hydractinia symbiolongicarpus
Lineage: Eukaryota; Metazoa; Cnidaria; Hydrozoa; Anthoathecata; Hydractiniidae
Exons: 5
Coding region: 180-1046 (288 amino acids)
Molecular function (GO): calcium ion binding
Source: RefSeq, a predicted model, not a curated record
ACGUGUUAUUGAUAUAAAUAAAUUUUCAAAAACAACUUUUUUUUUCUUAAGACAUUUUGCAGUUCAAAAUCGUCGUCGCUUGUGAGAAGGAUCUCGAUAGAAAAUAAUUAUAACAAAUAAAUAUAGCUAUAGUUAAUAAAUAUUAAUAUAUAAUAACAAUAAUAAUAAAGAAUUACAAAAUGGGCGAGAAUGAAAAAGAUUUAGUUAAAAUGAACCCAAAAGUUUUAAAACGUUUUCGAGAAGUAAUGGAGACAAGUGAGGAAAGCGCUUACGUAACAAUGGCUAACGAAAAAGCGGCCAUAAGAGAAAAAGGUGGUAGGAAGGGAGAAUUAGGUUUCGAGAGUUCCAGAACUAUAGCGAAAACAAAGCAAGAAAUAAAAGAAGAGAAAAUUAAGGAAGAGAAAAAAGCUGUCGAAGAAUUUCAAACACAAACUGAAAUACUUUUGAGUACGCCUACCCCUGAACCAGUCGAAGAAGAAGAAGAAAUAGAGGAGCCAGUUAUUGAUGAAGCCGCCGAAGCUGAAUUUCGCAGACGAGUUAUGGAAGAGCUACAAGAAAGUUUCAAGCUGUUCGAUAUCAAUGGUGAUGGUAAGAUCUCACUUCACGAGUUGAUAUCUGUCAUGAACUCAGUUGGUGCUGGAGUGUCAAUGGAAGAUGCGCAAGAGAUUUUAGAACUCGUUGAUGAGGACGGUGAUGGAGAGAUAAGUUUUGAGGAGUUUAAGAAAGUCAUGCAUGAAAAGAUGGUGCAGGGAACAGUUGAGGAAGACCUUCAAGCUGCAUUUCAGGUUUUUGAUGCAGAUAACGAUGGUUUUAUAUCACCGAGUGAGGUGCAAAGCUUGUUCCUUAAACUUGGUGAAAUGAUUACUAUCAACGAGGCUGCUGACAUCAUGCAGACGUGCGAUUUGAAUCAAGAUGGUUUGAUUGAUUUUGAAGAAUUUAAACUGUUCUAUAAUCGAGUGUUGGGACACCAUACCAAAGCCACUCUAGCUGUACCUUCUUCAAACAAUAACAACAUGGACGACCCAGGUUCCUUUACGUUUGGAUAAUGCACCGUCGGCCGAUUUCAUCAUGCCUUAAUCUUCUCUAGUAAGAAAUGGCAAACACCGUAAGCGUAUCUCAUUGACACAUUUGGAGGGCCAACGCCCUAUGAGAAUGCUACAAGAGAACUUACACGACAUUUUCACUCGAUCACAAUGCAAUCACCGCCUUAAACGCCGGAAGCCGAAUUAGUUGUACACGCGUUUAUGUAUAUAAUAUUGAUAUAUUUUUUAAUAAACAUAGGUUUUGUUAACUUUUAUAAAAA